This is a messenger RNA of Mobula hypostoma (lesser devil ray), 2504 nucleotides long. It is a transcript of the gene rnf122, whose product is annotated as ring finger protein 122. The record is from RefSeq and is a predicted model, not a curated record. The transcript has 6 exons. Bases 255 to 722 code for a protein of 155 amino acids. Lineage: Eukaryota; Metazoa; Chordata; Chondrichthyes; Myliobatiformes; Myliobatidae.
CGGCGCCUCCUGCUCAGCUCUGCGGCACACAGGCACACUUGGCCUUGGGUUGAAGAGGAAGAGGAAGAGGGUUCAGCUCCUUGAGCUCUUAUUUUGAGCGGCUGUUCGGGAUAGACGGCGGGAUUCCCUGGGGCUUUAUCCCUGUCGGUGUAACGCAGGAGUCCUGGCGCUGUUCUCGGGAGGGACGGACCCCGGAGCGUGCACGGUUCCCCUAUCACCAGUCCCGUGGGUGAGCUCAGUACCCAGCACUAUUGAUGCACCCGUUCCAGUGGUGUAACGGAUGUUUCUGUGGUUUGGGGUUGAUCUACUCAAAUAAGUCGUGCACAAUGCCUCCGAUAACCUUCCAGGAUCUUCCGUUAAAUAUCUACAUGGUGAUAUUCGGCACCGGGAUCUUUGUCUUUGUGCUGAGCCUGAUAUUCUGCUGUUACUUUAUCAGUAAACUCCGUCAUCAGGCACAGAAUGAGAGAUAUGGAUACAAAGAGGUUAUAACAAGGGGAGAUGCAAAAAAGCUAAAUUUACAUGGGCACACAUGUGCCGUUUGCUUGGAGGAUUUCAAGAUUAAAGAAGAACUGGGAGUGUUACCAUGUCAACAUGCUUUCCACAGGAAGUGCUUGGUGAAGUGGCUGGAGAUCCGUUGUGUCUGUCCAAUGUGCAACAAACCAAUUUCCGGGGCGCCGGAACAGCAGCAAGCGAUCGGCACUCUCCUGGACGAGCUUGUGUGAUCGAGUGCUCCAACUGGAAUGGACACUGGAACAUUCGGGAAUCGAGAGAGCUUUCUGAUUCUUUUUUGUUACUUGACUUUUGGUUGGAGCGUUGGGAGUGCGGAAGGAUCUAACCCACAGUGUGUACCACAGUACUUGGGACAGAAUGAUGCCAAGCAACAGAGUAAUUGGGAAAUCUCCAAAAAAAAACACAAAACUUCUGCUGAGGAACCAAACUCAUUCAGCCGGUCAGUUUCUGACCAAGCUCCUUAAUUAUGACCACCAGGGAACCUCGUGGUGAGUUGCUGAUCUACACGUGCCAAAGGGCCUCAGCUCAGGUUCCUGCACCGCGCCGGCUCUGUUGAUCGCAGUUGAUGCAGUAGUCAGAGGAGCUGUGACCAGGCGACUAACAACACCCUAGGCAGAGAGAGAAACCCCAGCCCCAUUCUGAUCACUGCUCACGUUGCUCCCAGAGGUGUGUGUGUGUGUGUGUGUGUCUAUAUUCAUACAGACAGAUUGGCCUACUGGGCAAGACACAUGCGGGAACAAACUGACUGAGAUCAAAGUGGUGGUACAUAGGCGAGGAACAGGGUCGCACCUCACGUCCAUGACCUCUGCCCUACGCCCAGCGCGGAGAUCUGAUGGUGCUUCCUGCACGUUGCUGUACGCGCCGUUGAGCAUCUCAUGCCCAUACAUUCAUGUCACAGGGAGCAGAGAUCACACUGUUAACCCCGUCCACCUUCGCUUCGACCCGUGCAAGUGGAACGAGCGGCAGUGUGUACAGCUAUUGGCCAUAACAGACGAGAGUGAAAUGAGUUCACUGUCAUUUAUCCAAGAUUUUCGUUCUUUCAUCAUCGGCGCCGUUGAUGAGUUGGAAUGUUAAUUGUAGAAAUGCAUGUGUAAACAUUACUAAACAAUUAGCCAUCCGCCGCCUGAAGGAGGCUUCUCUCCCGACCAGGUUUAAAAUAUCUCUUUCGGCACAAAGUGAAAGGUGUGAGUCAGAGCAAUUGUGGAAUCAGUUUCAGGUUGUCACACAGAGCUCAGUAGUAAGGGUCAUUGAUAGACUAGAGCAGAGCUUGCCCUGCGGUUAUCUGCUGCGCGGGCUCUCCUGUAACUGUGCUGGACAUUACGUGUCUUUUUGUAACUUACUGGCACGACUGUUUUGUAAAUAUUUUAAAUAAGUGCUUACAAUCUUUUCCUUUUAUGAAGGAUUUUCUUUCAUUGUAAAAUAAUUUAAUAAAUACUUGCUUCCAGUGUACCUUAAAUCUGUGAGUGUAUUUGGAAAUGGGGUUACAAAGUGCGUCCUUACUUGUGUGCAGUGCCCACAUCACGUGUAAAGAUAUUUAUAUCCAAAAGUGCUUUGGAGUAUUCCGAAAGCAAAGUGAAAGAGACUGUGUCUUUCAUUAAUAUCAAAGCUACUAGAAUACCAAGUAUAGCUUGAACAUUGUAAUAGGACAUAGGACCAGAAGUAGACCAUUCGGCCCAUUAAGCCUGCUCUAUCAUUCCAUCACAGCUGCAGUACGCAGAACAAUCUGCUACGGAGGGGGAGAAUGUUGCCCAGGUUUUCUGUGUUUUGGAUGUGGACUUGGACUGUGGAUUUUUUUUUCAGUCUUACGUUUUUUUCUGUAUUCUGUGUUGUUUGCCUGAUCUUCCUCGUUUUUUUUUUGUGUGUCGGGUGGAGGCAUUUAGGGGUUGAUGGUCGUGCUGCCUUUCUUUUCUUUCCUGGUUUCAUGGCUGUCUGGAGAAGAAGAAUUUCAGAGUUGUAUACUUUGAUAAUAAAUUAACCCUUGAACCUUUGAACAA